AUGGCUUGUAGCCUUGCCGGGCACGUUGCGUCCGGGAGCACGGCGCGCAGCACGCGCUACGGCGACAAUGCCGGGCCGAGGCAGGACCAGACGGCGUCCAUCCUGUCACCGUCCGCCGAGAACGACCUCCGACGCACGCCCAUCAACCUGAACCCCUACCUGCGGCGGUCGCUGCUGCGCGCGCUGUACCACCUGGAGGCCGAGUACCAGCAGCAGCAGGCCCUGGAGGCCGGCCGCGCGCUGUCCAACGGGGUGCCCGUCAUCGGCGAGUACCACCGCACCGCGCCCGCCGUGCUCAAGGACCCCGCCCUGCGGCGCGCCCUGCUGCGCGUCCUCAUCCACCUGGAGGCCGAGGACCUGGACAAGCGCGCCCAGGAGGAGGCCGCCUCCGAGCUCAACGCCAAGGAGAAGCAGGCGCUGCGGGACGCCCGCGAGCAGAACAACUUCCUGCGCAACUACAUGGACGAGAACUUCCCCACCGACAGCCCGCCCCAGCGCGACAUCCCCGCCAACAUGGCCGAGUACAUCAAGUACGCCAACGAGAUCAGCGGCAGCCACCCGGGCUCCGUCCCCGCCGCCGGCACGCAGGUGAACGCGUACGCCGAGCAGCCCGCGCCGACGCAGGACCAGCAGUACAACGGGCACCAGCUGCCGUACAACCAGCAGCAGCAGAACUACAACCAGCAACAACAAAACUACAAUCAGCAGCAGACCGACGCCGGGCAGCAGUACAACCAGGCCGCGGAGGCCGGGCUGGAGCUGCAGACCGCCCUGCCCUCGCAGAACUACGACGACACGCGCCUCGCGCUCAACUUCCAGACGGACUACACAACGCAGGACCCCUACAGCAACCACAACUACAACGCCACCACGGAGCAGCCCGUGCCCACCACCACGGACUACUACCAGACGAGCCCCGACCCCGUCCAGGACGACGGCCGCGACAACAGCAUCGGCAAGGAGGGCGUCAAGGAGCAGGAGCAGCGCAGCGUGAACGCCGCCAACACCAUCCCCACGGCGGAGACGCCCACGGACACCACGGCCCUGCCCACACAGGACACCACCGUGGAGGCCGCCAUCACCACCAUCACCACGGCCAAGCCGGCCUCCACCACUGAGGAUAUCAAGAUCUUCCAGGCGCCGCUGCUGGCGGCGUUCACGCUGCACCAGGACGCCCACGGCACGCCGCAGCGCAUCGUGCCGCUGUACCGCAAGCAGCAGUCCGCCACGGCCUCGGCCACGGCCUCCCCCACGGUCGCCACCAAGCUGGACGAGGAGCAGGAGCUGAAGCAGCAGCAGCUGCUGCUCGAGGAGCAGCUUCGCCGGCUGCAAGAGCUGCAGGCCAAGCAGCAGCAGCUGCUCAAGCUGCAGCAGUUCCUCACGCAGGAGCAGGAGCGCCAGCGCCAGCUCAAGAAGGCCCACCUCGCCAAGGCCGCCGCCACCGCCGCGCCGCAGGACCAACAGCAGCAACAGCAUGACCUGCAGCACCACCAUCAGCAGCAGGCGAGGGUGACGGCCGCGUCCGUGGCGGACUCCACCUACAUCACGCAGCCCCCCACCACCGUGCCCGCGCCCACCGCCCAGCCCACCCUGGUGGCGCAGAGCUCGACCCCCGAGGCCGCCGUGCAGAUCCACCACUCGCAGGGCGACACGGAGCGCCAGAAGCAGAUCGAGGAGUACGACAAGCAGCGCACGCUGGAGCUGGAGCGCGCGCGGAAGCAGUCCAUCCUGGAGGCGCUGGAGCGCGAGCGGCAGCAGAAGAUCAUCGAGGCGGAGAACGCGCGGCAGCGCCAGCUGCAGCAGUUCUACGAGGAGCAGCACCGCCUGCGCCUGCAGGAGCAGGAGCGCCAGCGGCUGGCCUCCCUGGACCUCACCUUCCAGCGCAGCGUCGAGUUCAACGCCGCC
This is a messenger RNA of Thrips palmi, 1905 nucleotides long. Its product is annotated as alpha-protein kinase 1-like. NCBI's taxonomy places the organism in Eukaryota, Metazoa, Arthropoda, Insecta, Thysanoptera, Thripidae. The record is from RefSeq and is a predicted model, not a curated record. The transcript has 7 exons. The annotation marks the transcript as partial.